Molecule: messenger RNA, 2361 nt
Organism: Paramecium tetraurelia
Lineage: Eukaryota; Ciliophora; Oligohymenophorea; Peniculida; Parameciidae
Exons: 14
Biological process (GO): protein phosphorylation; mitotic DNA damage checkpoint signaling
Cellular component (GO): cytoplasm; nucleus
Molecular function (GO): protein serine/threonine kinase activity; protein binding; ATP binding
Source: RefSeq, a predicted model, not a curated record
AUGGAAAAUAAAUACAAAAAGUAAGUAAUUCAUUCAUUUUCGGAUCAAAACAAAAAGAAGGGUGGCAAAAAGAAUGAUUAAUAUUGUUUUGGAUAACUAAAGUAAAUUAACUAGUUUAUAUUAAGGAUUAGGUUAAUUAAAUCAAAAUUUGAAUUGUACAAAAUAAAUAGGAAAUAUUUCACUCAAAACAUAUUUUGGUAAUCCAGAAUUGAAAUAUUUUGUAUUCAAUUCGAUUUUUAGGAUCAACUAAUAGCAGCAGGUAUUAGAAUUUUUAUAUUCAGGUUGCUCCGAUGGGACAGUGAAAUUAUUUAAUAUAACCACAAGGAAAUUAACGUUUAAUUUAUAAGGAUUAUCAGAAGGAUCAACCUCAACAACUAGUAUUAGAUGGAGGAAAGAUUGGGCAAAUAAAGUUAAAGUGUCGUUAUAAAUGUGAAUUCUGAUGGAUCAAUAAUGUUUUGGCAUGCUUAGAAAGGAAAAUAAUUGCAUAGACUAGUAUAAAAGAAUAAUUCAAUAUUAUGUAUGGAUUUAAGAUUAGAUGGCGAAGUAUUUGCUACUUCUGGUAAAGAUUGUAAAAUCCGAAUUUAUGAAGGGGAAAAAAGGAAUUAAUUCAUACAUUUGCUUCAGCCGAUUAGUAAAAAUAAUUAAAUUGGUCAUUUGAACCAAGUGUUUGCUUUGAAGUUUUUAGAGGAAUUUCCAACUAUUCUUCUUUCUUGUGGUUGGGAUGGUAAUCUCGUGAUUUGGGAUCUUAGGGACAAAAGAAUUGUUGGAUCUAUAUAAGGUCCACAUGUACAAGUCAAUAUGGCUCUUACAGAACAAAUAAUUAAUUACAACUCUGGGAUUUUGGUAAAAGAUCAUUAAUAACAAAUAUCAAAUGGGAUAAUGCAGAUUCUGAAAACUCUUACACAUACUCUUGUUAAUUUAGUAAGAUAAACGGAGAUACCAUAUUGGCAGGUAGUUGUGGGAGGCAAGAAGUAAAGUUGUUUGACUUAAAUGAUAAUUAUGAAGUUUGAGGAUGGAUUCGAGAGUAAUAAGAAGGGAUAUAUUGUGUUGAUUAUGGAAACAAAUCAAACAAAUUUGCAUUUGGAGGUGGCGAAGGAGUAGUCAAAUUUGUUAAUUGAAUACAUAUAAAUGAUUAUGGACCCGUAAAACCUAAUAGAUAAUUUAAAUGAAGUGCUUCUAGGAGAUUAUUUCACCUACAUUGAUACUUUGGGCAAGGGAAGCUUUGGUAUUGUCGUUGCAGCCUAUAGUUCAUCAUUGGAUAAAGUAGUAGCCAUUAAAGUAUACCCUAAAUUAAUAUAGAUAACCUAAUACUUUGAACAAGAAAAUGAGUCAUCCUUACUACAAGAGUGCCCUCAUCCAAAUAUAGUUAAAUUAUAUAAAGUCUUGAUUGCACAUAAUCGAGUCUAUUUAAUCAUGGAAAAAUUGGUAGGAACUACAUUAGAUGUAUUAAUGAAAAGUUAAGUUCUUCCAGAAACCUUAACAAGAAACAUUAUGUUGUAAAUCUUGAAUGCACUUGUAUUUCUCCACAGGAAAGGAAUCAUCCAUAGAGAUCUUAAGCCAGAAAACAUAUUCAUAUGUGAUAACAAUUAUGUAAAAUUAAUCGAUCUUGGAUUGGGUUACUAGAUGUUGUCAAGAGGGUUUAUCGGUUAAUAGGUUGGUACUCCUUAUUACAUUGCUCCAGAAAUCAUUAAUUAGUAAGAAUAGUCUUAAUUAGUCGAUAUCUUUUCUUUGGGAAUUAUAUUCCAUCAAAUGAUCAACAAUUGUCAACAUCCACUAUGGCAGUAAGGAUACACCAAGAAAGACUAUUAUAAGGUCAUUUCAUCAGAGUUCCUAAUUUAAUACCCUCCUCAAAUGUCUAAGAUGGCUAAAGAUUUUGUGGAAAACACCGUAACAUUCCAAUCAAUCAAUAGGAUGACAGCUUAACAAUGUCUAGAACAUCCUUGGGUCUUAGGGGAAUAAAUAAAGUCUCACCCAAUUACUAAUAGAGAAAUUAAAUUAAGAUAUUAAUUUACUAAAAAUUUCAAUAUAAUUGUUAAAGCUUUAUGGAUUCUUAAAAUUUUUAAAGAGUAAUGUUCUGAAGAAAUCUUCUAUAUGAAAACUCAAGCAUCAGAUGAAAUUAAUGAGGUUGAAGAUGAAUUACAAGAUCCAUUAUCAAGUAGAGUUCAAACUGAAAAGUUAAUUACAACCGGGAAUGGCAGACAAUAUCGUCUGCAUCGUAAUACUACAAAGGUUGAAAGGAAACCUUCAAUUAAGUUAAUCAAAACUUCAUCCCAUUAAGAUUUAACAUAACUAAAAUAUAAAUUUUAAACUUCUAAAAAGUCAUUUAUUAGAUAAUGGACACCUUAAGCAUAGAUUGAGUGA